GGGGGGGGAGCCGGCAGCAUGAACAUCCUCCUCGAGUUCUUCGUGGUGACUUUCCGAGUGCUCUGGGCUUUCGUGCUGGCCGCCGCCAAGUGGCUGGUGCGGCCCAAGGAGAAGAGCGUGGCGGGGCAGGUGUGCCUCAUCACCGGGGCGGGCAGCGGCCUGGGCCGCCUCUUCGCCUUGGAGUUUGCCCGGCGGCGGGCGCUGCUGGUGCUCUGGGACAUCAACACGCAGAGCAACGAGGAGACGGCGGGCAUGGUGCGCCGCGUCUACCGCGAGCUGGCCGAGGCGGCGGCGGCCGCCGGCGCGCCCCGAGCUGGAGAUGGAGAAAAAGAAGUGCUGCCCCACUGCGACUUGCAGGUUUACACGUACACCUGUGAUGUGGGCAAAAGAGAAAAUGUCUACAUGACAGCUGAGAGGGUCCGCAAGGAGGUUGGCGAGGUUUCCGUCCUGGUUAACAAUGCCGGUGUGGUCUCCGGGCACCAUCUUUUGGAGUGUCCCGAUGAGCUUAUCGAGAGGACCAUGAUGGUCAACUGUCACGCGCACUUCUGGACUACUAAAGCAUUCCUCCCCAAGAUGCUGGAAAUGAAUCAUGGACACAUCGUAACAGUUGCAAGUUCUCUGGGAUUGUUCAGCACUGCUGGAGUGGAGGAUUAUUGUGCCAGCAAAUUUGGAGCUGUAGGUUUCCAUGAAUCUUUGAGCCAUGAAUUGAAGGCUGCUGAAAAAGAUGGAAUUAAAACAACUUUAGUCUGCCCAUAUCUAGUAGAUACAGGAAUGUUCAGAGGGUGCAGGAUCAGAAAAGAAAUUGAGCCUUUCCUUCCACCCCUGAAACCAGAAUACUGUGUGAAGCAGGCUAUGAGAGCUAUCCUUACAGACCAGCCGAUGAUCUGCACGCCUCGCCUGAUGUAUAUGGUAACCUUCAUGAAGAGUAUUCUGCCUUUUGAAGCUGUUGUAUGCAUGUAUCGGUUUCUGGGAGCAGACAAGUGUAUGUACCCUUUCAUUGCUCAGAGGAAGCAGGCUACAAACAACAAUGAAGCAAAGAAUGGAAUUUAACACUGUUUUGGAUGGACUAACAUUUAUGGGUGAAUAUGAUGUUACAUGACUGAAUUGUGGAGUACACUUGCAUCUAACUGGUGCAGAUGUCAACAUCUUACUGUGGCAUUUUCUUGGAUUUUAAACCUGUGUAUUGAACUCUUAAAAAUCAACUGUUUUUUAUAUACUGUAAAUAAAACUGACUAGAGUACUUGGAAAAUGUGAUAGGUAAGCAAAGUGAAUUUAUGAUGUAGCUGCCACUGUUGUCCUUUAGAAUAUUACUGUAUGUACAGUAAACUAGUCAUACUACUUCUUGUAGGGAUGCGUUGUGUGAUAUCUCUUCCUUAGCCUGCCAAGGCUUAUAAGAGCUGUCUACAACCAGAAGAUGCAGUGUUUCAGAAAUUGCUUUAUUUCCCUAUGGUGUUGGGAAGGAGGGAGAGAGAAGUCUUGAAUCAAGCUACUGCUCCUGACCUUUUAUAAUAGAUUAUGAAUGCAUCUCUUAACUUGUUAAGCCAAGCUCUAAAGGACACAUGGCUAAAUUGUGGUGUAAUUCUUUUGUAGCGAUUGUGUGUUAUAUUUAAACAAAGAUAAAAAAAAUUUGUGAAUCUCUGCCAAUUCAAAGGCAAAUGAAUGUCUCAAAAUACUCUCAGAGCAAAGUUGUACUGGGCACCUGGUUUUCUAGGAAUGCAGUCAGUGAUUUAAACUGACUUUUUUUCCAAGUUGCUUGAUUUGAAAUAUGCUCUGUCCUGUUCCCCUUUCUACCCUUAUGGACUGCAUGUUCCUUUUCUUCCUCCUUAUUCUUAUUUCCGACAGUUCUACCCUGCCCCCUGAGGAAGUUGUAUUAAAUUUCUUUAACUGGACCUAUGCCUAAAAGACAAAGCAAUUCAGCUGAGAUACAAACUGUUUAUGUAAGUGCUGGUCCUAUGCCAACCUUUAGCAAAGGAAAAAUAAAAUUAUACCUGAUGCAACUUUACAUGUGGAAUAUGGAAGGGUGUAAAGAUUUUUGAGUUCUACUCACAUUGUAGAACAGCAAAUAACAUUUUUACAGUAUUUUUUUCUAAAGUGAACAAUUUUGUGCCUUGAAUUUGGUCUUCUGUAUUAGUGAAACAUCGUAAAAGUGAACUUCUACCUCUGUAUCUUAAUGUAUACCAUCCACUUGUAAACUACUAUUGGACAAAUUAUGUGAUUACUUUUUUAGAAUGUCUUGUUAAAUAGUGACCAAUGCCUGUGGUUAUUAAAGUGAGCCACCUUUUCAUUAAAGCAAUGAUUGGGAUGUUUCCUUGACAGACUAAACUAAUUGAAACUA
Rhea pennata is the source of this 2335-nucleotide messenger RNA. It is a transcript of the gene RDH10, whose product is annotated as retinol dehydrogenase 10. The transcript is spliced from 6 exons. Gene Ontology annotation, molecular function: oxidoreductase activity, acting on the CH-OH group of donors, NAD or NADP as acceptor. The coding region runs from base 19 to 1050 and encodes 343 amino acids. The record is from RefSeq and is a predicted model, not a curated record. Lineage: Eukaryota; Metazoa; Chordata; Aves; Rheiformes; Rheidae. Gene Ontology annotation, cellular component: lipid droplet.